UGGAGUGAUAUAUGGAGGAUUGGGUGAUGGGAUCUGAGAGUGGAUGGACGUCGCCGGCGUUCGAGGAGCUUCUGCCGCAGCUGCCCCGCGGCGAGCAGCUCCGCCUGGAGACCCACCUGCACGACCGCGACCGGAGGUGGAGGCGAAUGCGAUACAACAACACUCCUCCGCCGUCUUCCACCAAGAUUCGCCGCCAAGAGAAAGAGCGUGACACUUGGAUGAUCCCUCACGUCCAAAAUGCUCUCCGCCAUUACAAUGCCAGACACCCGGGUGGUGAGUUCGAUGUAGUGAAACCCCUGAUGCAAGCAAGGGUGGUGUUCAAGGGGCAGCACUGGUUCCACAUCAACUUCUGGGCUCGCAGCCGCAGCAGCAACAAGAUCAAGCGCUUCUUCGCUGAACUGCACUACAAGCCAUUGAUAACUAUAAGCGGAUUUGUCAGCUGGGAGCAGCUGCUGCCAGAUCCACUCCCUGCUCCAGUUGCCAUUGUUGAAACAUGCACCAUCAUUGAAGAACCACUUGACCAGUACAAGAGAAGCUGCGCAUUUUGUCCGGCCGGGUUUGACAUUUUGCACCCCAAGGGCGACCGUAAGUUUGUUUGCGGAAACGACAAGGACCGGUUUUACCAGAAACUAAUACCCUGCAAGCAGUUACAAUUUGGUUUACCAUUCAUGUAGUUUAUUUCCAACUCUGAACAUUUUGGCCAGAGAUAUUUUUUUUUUAUUUUAUAGAUAGAUAUAUAUGAUAAUGAUGUGGCUGGCGAUAGCCACUACUAUAAAAAGGCACAUAGAGAUCGGCACUAUAGGUGCUGAAAAUGCUAAAACCGGCACCUACAGUCUUUUU
Molecule: messenger RNA, 840 nt
Organism: Oryza sativa Japonica Group (Japanese rice)
Lineage: Eukaryota; Viridiplantae; Streptophyta; Magnoliopsida; Poales; Poaceae
Source: RefSeq, a predicted model, not a curated record